Molecule: messenger RNA, 3563 nt
Organism: Plutella xylostella (diamondback moth)
Lineage: Eukaryota; Metazoa; Arthropoda; Insecta; Lepidoptera; Plutellidae
Source: RefSeq, a predicted model, not a curated record
AAGUACCUAACUAUGUUGGCGACAUCAACAUGUCGUAUUUGAACUCUGGCGAACUGAUGAUAAGGAGGUGCAUGACUUUUAAAUAGACCUUACUGCAUACGAAAUGCAAUUAGCAAUAAGGCGGGCUGUUAUUCGCUUUGCAAUGUGUGAUAUAAGGAUGCCAUGGUUACAGCAUGGCCGGAGCUUCAUAGCGUCGCGGCGGCGGCGGUGGCGACGCGGCGGCAUGUGUUUGUUAAUAAGUGUGAACUAUAGCAGACUAUAGAGAGCCCAGUGUGUGGGGACCGGGCCGGCGCGGCGGCGCGUAUUAGAGCUCAUUAGUCGUGAUCAGCAGCGGCGAUGACGGAUGACUCGCGACUCCUGGCGUGUGGGCGGCGCUCUCCGCUGCCAAAAUCUGCACUUUCCUUCGACUUUCUCUCGGAGGUGCGAAAGGUGGCGUUCGCAGUACACAAACGCUUAUUCGGUAGCGAACCCGGCAUUAGUGUGCGCGCGUAACGGGUGCACCGCGAUAUUCAAAGCACCUGCAUGUUGCGGCGGGUUAUAAGCUGCAGCUCUUGUCGAGGCGGCCAGUGCGGUGGGUGAUGUGCAGAGAUGUGGCUACUAGUGGUGUGUGCGGUGCUGGGCGGCGCGGCGGCGGCGCGGCUGCGGGAGGAUCAAGGCCGGUGGUGGUCGGAGGCAGGGCCGGACUCGGAGCGCCAGGUCGUGUACCUGCCGGCGCUGCUGCCGCGCGAGGCGCAGUCCGCCAGCGGCCGCCAGGAGGACGUGCCCUUCAAGUACCAGUUCGACGCGUUUGGACGGAGCUUCGACCUUCAGCUGGUGCCGAACCGCCGUCUCCUGUCACCUCACUUCCGCGUGUGGGGCUCCGAGGGGGCGGAGACUGCGGAUGACACCCCCGCGUGCCACUACCUGCACGCCGGCCCUGGCGCCGUCGCCGCGUUGUCUGCUUGCCGGAGUCAUGCACUUCACGGCCUCAUAGUAGUAGACAACUCCACGUAUGAAGUGCGCCCCCUAGACGCAGGCAUGGGCCGGUCGGAGGAGGGCGGUCGCACCCCGCACGUGAUCCGCCGCGCCCCCCCGCCCCGCUUCACUCGCGACGACACCCGCCCCCUGCGCCCGCGCCCCCGGAGACCACGCAACUCCAAGCAUAAACCUGGCCCGCCCAAUUAUACUAUAGAGAUAGCUCUGUUCGUCGAUGAAGCUGCUUAUAAGAUCUUCAACCCGUAUUUCAAUUAUAACGAGGCUGAUUUGAGAGAUAUGCUGCUGGCGUAUAUUAAUGGGGUGCAAGCGCUGUACCACCACGAGUCUCUCGGCACCCGCAUCCAGCUCUCUCUGGUCCGGCUGACGCUGCUGAGGACUCAGCCGGCCUCCUUGACAGCCAACGCUGAGCGGGGCCGCUUGUUGGACUCCUUCUGUGCGUACCAGAGGGCUUUGAACGUGGAUGAUGAUGAGGAUCCUGAACAUUGGGACAUGGCUUUGUUGCUGUCGGGGCUAGACUUCUACUCCGAAGAGAACGGGCGCCGCAACGGCGUGACCAUGGGCCUGGCGCCCGUGGGCGGCGUGUGCCUGCCCGCGCACGCGUGCGUGGUGGCCGAGCUGGGCGCCGCCGACGCGCUGGGCCGCCCCUACCCGUCCGCCGGGUUCACCUCCGUCUACAUACUGGCGCACGAGAUUGGACACAACCUGGGCAUGCACCACGACGGCACCGGAAACGGCUGCGCGCGCGACGGCUACAUCAUGUCGCCCUCUCGAGGGACGCGCGGCGAGGCGGCCUGGUCGCCGUGCAGCAAGCGCCUCGUCGCAGAACUAGAAUGGGCCACCUGUCUGCAAGAUGGAGGUGAUGAUCUAGACACUCCACCCGAACUCCAACAUGAGCGGUUCGGAGACGCUCCAGGGAAUGUUUGGAAUGCAAAGAAGCAAUGCGAGUUCCUCCUCCGUGACGUGGACGCGUCCCCGACGCCGCCGGCGCCGUCGCCCGAGCACUGCGAGCAGCUGGCCUGCCGCUCGCCGCACCGCGCCGGCUUCUACUACGCCGGCCCUGCAUUGCCCGGCACGCCCUGCGGACCUGCUAUGUCAUGCUACGGCGGCGACUGCAUCCCGUCAGGCGAAGUGUUCAACUCGUCCACGACACCCCCCGCCCCCUCCCCCGCCCCGGCCACCCCCUGGUCGCCCUGGCAGGAGGGGCAGUGCCAGUCCGGCUGCACGGCCCGGUCCAAGGGCUACCGGGAGCGGCGGCGGCAGUGCCUCGCCCAGGACUGUGAGGGAACGGGGUAUGACGUCGCGCUGUGUGAUGAUACUAAGGUGUGCGGCAAGAAGCGUCGCGUUGCCGCGGGGGCGGUGGCGGCGCGGCGGUGCGCGCAGUACGCGGCGCGCGUGCCGGCGCUCGACCCGCGCGGCGGCGGCGUGCAGGCGCCCCACGACCCCACUCGCAUGUGGAUGGGCUGCGCCAUCUUCUGCCGCCGCCUCUCCAGCGGAGGGUACUACGCGCCGCGAGUGGAGCUGAACGACGCCGGCCUCGACCCGUACUUCCCGGACGGCACCUGGUGCCACCACGACGGCGAGACCCACUACUACUGUCUGCAGCAUCACUGCUUGCCUGAGAACUUCAAGAUGACGGCCGAGUGGCACGUGUGGGAGCUGCCCAGCGAGGACCUGGCGGGGUCGUUCAACGCGCGAGCCCGAGCCGUCGACGAGCCCGCCGACGACGCGCUGCGGAGGUACCUGUCGCUGGAUGACGACGGCGUGCCAUUGGCCAGGUCAGCGUUUCCGCCGGUGAUCCCUGACGAGCCUGAGGAAUACUGGGAAGUGGAUGACUACGUCGAUAUACCAUCAGCCAAGAGGGCCCACGCCUGAACAUUCUACAAAGGUACUAGAAAGUCUUUUCCAGGACACCUAGCGAUACUGAUCACUUUCAGCUGGUGUACGAAAAAUUUAUUGAGUUUUUAUGACUCUUAAAACUACUUAAACUUAUACCUACUACUUCGAUGCCUACUUAUAGAGUAUUUUUACAAUAGAUAAUUCGUCCAUUGACAUUAUUUACUGAAACUAAGUUACAGAAUGUGAAAAGUUAUGUGUUGCCUGAAAAGUGCCUUAGAAAUUAUUAAUUAGCAUUUAAGUCUAAUGGUUAGGUAUUUUGUUGAGUUUAAGUUUAUCUUGCCAAAACUAUUCAUAGUUUAAAAUAAAACACGAAUGUUUGUACAACAAGGUGUGAUAGUCAUGGUACGAUCAUUUCGUUAUCAUUAGCCAACAUAAUUAGAUUAAUAAGUACAAGUCUGUAGGUUUGUGCUUUUCAUACCAACGUCGAGUCGGACUCACGACUGUUCACACAGAUAACCUAAAGUUUGCAUUUAUUAGAUAAUAAUGUUAUAAUACUUACAUACAGCCGUAGUAUUACUUGCCCAGUAUUAUUUUACAAUAUUUUUAUUUAUAGUUUAAGUUUAGUUACUCUAUCGAACAUUAAUCAUAUAAGGUAAAAAACGGGUUAUUUCAUCAUUUAAAAGGCGAUCCUUUACUAUCUUUUUAUAUCAUGCUGUCCACUUGGUAGUGGUACCUCACACCUCACCUACACC